UAUAUGACUUCAGGCAGCAUACUUCCUGCUAAACCCUAACUAAUGCUGGCCAAAAGCAACCUUGUGGAGCAGGUUACCACUGCGUGUGUCAGAGACACUGGAACGAUACAAGGCCCACUCCUACUCUGCACUAAGCUCGCUGUUCCUUCCUAUUCAAAAAAAUUUUCUCCCUUUUUCACCAUCCAGCUGGGACAGCGAAAUGGGACGGUGGCGGUCAGGCAGGAUGAGGCAGGAGGUGCUCUGCAGGUCCCCCCACACACCAUGCCUGCCCCGAGGAUGGGGAUGCCCGUGCCCCAAGCCCCUGUGCUGCCUCAGCAGGGGCCCCCCCCCACAUCCUGCGCCACCACAGAUGGAGCCAGGCCGCAGCCAUGGCAGCCCACGCGUACAGCUCGUCUAUGUCAACAGCUUCGGCUCCCACCGCUGUGGCUCUGUCAUCCGCUAUGGCAGGGGCUGUCGACAGGCUGGGGUGGGCCGGGCUGGGCCCCCACUUUCCCAGCCGAGCCCCACAGGGGAGGCCAGGGGGCGGGAGGCCGCCCUGGCGCCUGGGGACAAGGGCAGUCCUGGGCCUCCCGCCGCUGGUGGCAGGGUGGAGGUGGUGAGGAGCUGCAGUGUGGUGAAGGCUGUCAGCCGCUAUCGUGGUGACCUUCGAGAGGCCAAGGCUGACACCUUUGACUUUCCCUUCCCUUCGAGAAAUGUUGAUAAAGUAAUUAAACGAAAGAAGCAAAAGUCCAAAGUCUGGCUUAAGGUCUGGAAAGUAAUUUCAAAAAUGCUUGAAGAAAAUGAAAAGUUCCGAAGUCGACUCUUGACUUGCAGUCAGUUUAAUGGAGAAGGCAAUGAUAUGAACCAAAGUUCACAGAAUGAGGCAUCCUACCUGGACAGGGAGGAGUCCAUCUUUGGCUGGGUAUAGCAAGAAAAUGAAGGAAGAACCAAUCCAAAAGGAGAUAUAAAAGUAGUAAAUGUUUUUAUUUUGACCUAGUUCUUACUGAAGUCGGUGACAAGACUGCAAGUGAUUUCAGUGAACACAGUUGUCUGUUGUUUGUUUGGCAUAUGUGAUUCUACUGUUUAAGAGGUUUGUUUUUGCAGUGGCUUAAACAGCUCUGUUGCGAGGUAUUUAUUUCAAGUCAUUAAGUCUAGUGUUUCACUUAGCUAUUAGUUUUCAAAAGCUUUUUAAUGAGCAUAAUAUUGUGACAGUUUGCUUGCAAAAGAAUAGAGAUACACAUUUAGUGCUGGCUCUGUAUUUAUAUCUAUUUUUUUGUAGCUUGUCAGAAUCAUAAACAAACACAAAUUCAGUAAGGCAGAACUCCACACAAGAUAUAAAGAAACACUUUUUUUUCUUACCGAUUUGAAUAAAUUUGACUUUAUUAUAUUAAAAUAAUACACAAUUACCCUUCUGUUCAUUCAUCCAUUUAUACAUGAAUCUCAGCAAGUAUUUUGAAUAUGAAACCAGGUGAAUGUUUUCUGUCUUACUGUUCAUCAGGAAGCACAUAAUAAUAUCAUCAUAAUCAGAAGGUAUUGUUUAUCUAGCUGACUUCAAUAACAUGAUAUAAUUUUCUUCUGUUAUGGAGUUUCAUACUUGAACUCUUGAUUGACUGUUAAACCCUUUUAAACCAGCAAAUUGUGUAAAUGGAACGUGAAGACUGCAUAAAAAUAGUAUGUAUAUGGAUUUCAUCUCUGUAGAUAAAACAUUCACCUGUCACAAUUAGAUGUCCUUGGUUUCAAUAAAAGGAUUGUUUUCUCAUUCCAUAAUAUCUUAGUGUUUGCAGAUAUAAUGACUGCG
Grus americana (Whooping crane) is the source of this 1777-nucleotide messenger RNA. RefSeq names its product chromosome 14 C5orf47 homolog (gene C14H5orf47). Lineage: Eukaryota; Metazoa; Chordata; Aves; Gruiformes; Gruidae. The record is from RefSeq and is a predicted model, not a curated record. The transcript is spliced from 5 exons. Bases 200 to 907 code for a protein of 235 amino acids.